AGCUUCUACCAAAGGAUGAGAUGUACACGCCUCCGAUCGUGCUGAAGGUGAUUGACCACCGUCCGUUCGGCAGGAAACCGGUGGUGGGCCAGUGCACCAUCACCUCUUUGGGGCAGUUCCGUUGUGACCCAUACGUCAUCACGGCUGAGGGAGCAAUGGCUUCCAAAAUGGCCCUCAUGGCAGCGACUCCAUCCGGACACCUCUCCAUCAAUAUGGAAGAAACGAGAUUACUGUUAGAAACCCAAUUAAUGUGCAGCAUGUCGACUGCUGUCAACAAAAUGACUCCCCCUACCUCCUACUUUGUAUGUAUGGAUACUUGUCGUUGCUAUUUUCGCUCUAUCACAAAGCUGGACACUAAAGACACUGGAAAGCUGACGCAGCGCUCAUGAAGUCACAAUGCCAUUAAUGUGUGCUGGAGACGACACGCUUUUGCAAUCUCUUCUUUUGUUCAUUUAUGGAGCACAUCUAAUGAGCACAUCCAAACUAAUACAACUUGUCACUGAAGGAGAGUAGCGUGACCGUGGCCCAGAACCGACAAGGCCUUGACGUUUGUAUCAGUAGCACCGUGAAAAAUGGAACCCAAAUGUCCAAACUGAAUGCUGACGUGCAAGUUUGGUUUGCAAAAAAAAAAAAAA
Hippocampus comes (tiger tail seahorse) is the source of this 635-nucleotide messenger RNA. RefSeq names its product myoferlin-like. Bases 21 to 389 code for a protein of 122 amino acids. NCBI's taxonomy places the organism in Eukaryota, Metazoa, Chordata, Actinopteri, Syngnathiformes, Syngnathidae. The transcript has 3 exons. The record is from RefSeq and is a predicted model, not a curated record.